Molecule: messenger RNA, 568 nt
Organism: Magnolia sinica
Lineage: Eukaryota; Viridiplantae; Streptophyta; Magnoliopsida; Magnoliales; Magnoliaceae
Product: classical arabinogalactan protein 9-like
Exons: 1
Coding region: 71-568 (165 amino acids)
Source: RefSeq, a predicted model, not a curated record
UCUCUCUCUCUCUCGCUCUGCUUGCGUUUAGAAUCUCUCUCUAUCUCUCCGCGUCUAGAAGGAGCAAAAGAUGGGUUUCUCCUACAGCAGCUUCGUUGCGAUUCUGAUGAUUCUGGGAUUACUGACAGGAUCCGCACUCGCACAGGCGCCGGGAUCCGCGCCAUCAGUAGCCCCGACCGUCUCUCCUCUCCCACCGUCACGCGCUCCGGCGUCACCGCCACGUGCAGUUACUCCACCAUCUCCGGCUCCUUCCGUCAAGGCUCCGGCCCCUUCCGCCAAGGCUCCGGCCCCUUCCGUCAAGCCUCCAGCCUCCGCUCCUUCUCCGAUCUCCAAACCCCCGACGUCUUCUCCAUCUCCAUCGACCGCCGCUUCCCCUCCGGCUCCACCUCUGUCAUCUCCCUCCCCUUCUCCCACCGGCUCUCCUUCUCUGUCUCCCUCUUCCUCGCCUUUGCCCGACUCUCCGGCGGAGUCUCCGGCCGACAACAGCGCCGCUCUCCCUGCCUUGAACAGAGUCGCGAUCGCCGGAUCUGCUAUCUCCGGCGUCUUCGCCGCCCUGCUCUUGUUUUAA